AUGACGAUGUCUCUGGUUGGCGGGGCGGGGUACUAUUACUCGUUCAUCAUCGUGGGCAAACGAGAUAACCCCCUCUUCGAGAUAGAAUUUGCUGGCCCCAAGAAGGAGGUGUCGCAGCAGCCCGAGGCCCAGUUCGUGAUCCACGCUGCACUCGACCUGGUGGAAGAGCAUGUCUGGAAGAACCCCCAGAUGUACCUCAAGGUGGUGGACAAGUACAACGACAAAUACUUCAUCUCGGCCUUCGUCACCGCUGGCCACGAGCGCUUCAUGGUGCUGCACAACACCAAGAACGAAGAUGGAAUCAAAUACUUCUUCCAGGAGGUGCAUGAACUCUACAUCAAGGUGCUGCUGAACCCCUUCUACAAGGCGGACACACCGAUCACAUCGCAGGUAUUCCAGAAGAGGGUGAAACAGCUGGGCCGAAAGUACCUCACCUGA
Messenger RNA from Acanthamoeba castellanii str. Neff, 438 nucleotides. Its product is annotated as MIP2A, putative. The transcript is spliced from 5 exons. Bases 1 to 438 code for a protein of 145 amino acids. The record is from RefSeq and is a predicted model, not a curated record. Gene Ontology annotation, cellular component: cytoplasm; TRAPP complex; nucleus. Lineage: Eukaryota; Discosea; Longamoebia; Acanthamoebidae. Gene Ontology annotation, biological process: endoplasmic reticulum to Golgi vesicle-mediated transport.